Molecule: messenger RNA, 1060 nt
Organism: Tilletiopsis washingtonensis
Lineage: Eukaryota; Fungi; Basidiomycota; Exobasidiomycetes; Entylomatales
Product: putative YMC1-protein of the mitochondrial carrier family
Exons: 11
Coding region: 54-977 (307 amino acids)
Biological process (GO): mitochondrial L-ornithine transmembrane transport
Molecular function (GO): L-ornithine transmembrane transporter activity
Source: RefSeq, a predicted model, not a curated record
CCUCGUGCACGGCAGCUCGACUCUCUCCGUCUCCACAUCCUCCGCGCCGCAUCAUGGCUGAGCUGCCGGCGCCCACCGGGCGCAUCAGCCGCACGUCCAAGGACAUUCUCAGCGGCACAUGUGGUGGCAUCGCCCAGGUGCUCGUCGGCCAGCCGCUGGACAUCGUCAAGGUGCGCCUGCAGACGGCGCCGCAGGGCACCUUCACUGGCAUGGCAGACUGUGCCAAGCAGCUCAUCAAGAAUGAGGGUCCCUUGGCCUUCUACAAGGGCACCUUGACGCCGCUGCUCGGCGUGGGCCUCUGCGUGUCGAUCCAGUUCGGCGUCUUUGAGCGCAUGAAGCGCGAGUUUGGCGCCGCCAAUGCCGCGCGUGACCCGGCGCUCAAGGGCAAGGGCCUCUCGGGCGGACAGCUGUACCUGGCGGGCGCCGCGGCGGGCCUGACGAACAGCUUCGUCGCUGGACCGGUGGAGCAGAUCCGCAUUCGCCUGCAGACGCAGCAGACAAAGGUGUUCAGUGGCCCGCUCGACUGCGCAAGCAAAAUCGUCAAGGCUUCGGGCGCAUCGGGCAUCUUCCGAGGCAUUGUGCCGACGCUGCUGAGAGAAGGACACGGCAUGGGCUGCUACUUCCUCACCUACGAGUACCUCGUGCAGCAGCUGCUCGCCAAGACUGGAAAGACGCGCUCGGAGAUGCCGAGCAUGUACGCCGUGCUCUUUGGCGCCACCUCCGGCCUGGCUGUGUGGCUCUCUGCAUACCCCUUCGACAUCGUCAAGACGCGCAUGCAAACCGAUGCGAUCCUGCCCUCGGAGCGCAAGUUCAAGGGCACGCUCGACUGUGCGCGGCAAAUCUAUCGCUCCGCCGGCGCCGGCGGCUUCUUCCGCGGCCUGACGCCCACGCUCGUGCGUGCGCCCUUCUCCAACAGCGCGACGUUCCUGGCGGUCGAGUGGGCGGCGAGGAACCUGGAGCCGUACGUCGUGUCCUAGACGCAUGGGAGACGCUCGUGUGGGGAGGUAUGGCUCCGUCUGCGCCACGAAGCGGGCACAUAGACUUGGACGACGGAGAGCGG